AGAGAGAGAGAGAGUUGAGAGACAGCCAUUGAAUUUCGCACGAAAGUUUGCUCCCCCUAAAACCAUGCCUCCCCUCCUCUCCUCCAUUUUCGCCCCAUUUUACAUCCAAAACAACUCUCUCUCUCUCUCUCUCUCUCUCUCUCUCUCUCUCUAUUCCGAUUCGAUCACCGUCAAAAAAAAGAAAAAAAAAGAGCGCAGCAAUGCGUUCAUAUUCUCCACGAUAUCAUAGGGUUUCGUUCUGAUCGUAUGACAAUGCAGAUAAAAAAAAAAUGAUAGAUAUCACCGUUGUUAAAGGCCGCAGAUGUCAAGGUAAUGUGGAUUGAAAUCGGAUGCAGGAAGGGAAGAUGCAUUUCGAAGAGGUCCCCGACGAGUCGCCGAUGUUUCGGCAGCAGGAAAGCAAGUUCCAAUUUGCCAAGCUCGACGAUUCGCCUAUGUUUCGGCAACAGAUCCAAGGUUUGGAAGAAAGCACUGAUGCAUUAAGGGAGAGAACUUCAAAGUUUUGUAAAGGAUGCCGAAAGUACACAGAAGGGCUUGGAGAAGGAUAUGAUAGGGACAUUGCGUUUGCAAGUGCUCUUGAAACUUUUGGAGGGCACAAUGAUCCAAUUUGUGCUGCUUUUGGAGGCCCUGUCAUGAUCAAAUAUGCAAUUGCUUUGAGAGAAAUUGGAACUUACAAAGAAAUGCUUCGGUCACAGGUAGAUCACAUGCUAAAUGAUAGGUUACUACCCUUCAUCAACGCUGACCUCCAAGAUGUCAAGGAAGCUCGGAAGCGUUUUGACAAGGCUAAUGUUACAUAUGACCAGGCGCGUGAGAAGUAUCUGGCGUUGCGUAAAAGUACUAGGCUAGAUAUUGCUGCUGCCAUAGAGGAGGAACUUCACAUUGCAAGAUCGACAUUUGAGCAAGCUCGCUUUAAUUUGGUUGGUGCUCUUGCUAAAGUUGAAGGAAAAAAGAGGUUUGAAUUGGUGGAGGUUGUUAAUGGGACAAUGGAUGCUCAUCUUCGUUACUUCAAACAGGGAUAUGAGCUAUUGCAUCAACUCCAGCCUUAUAUCAACCAGGUUAUGGUUUAUGCACAACAUGCAAAAGAAAGUUCCAAGUAUGAGCAAGCAGCUCUUAAUGAGAAGAUGCAAGAGUACAAAAGGCAGGUUGAUCAAGAUAAUCGGCAGUACUUGAAUGGAUCUCGUGGUACUUCCAAUAGAGAUUCUAUACAACCCUUCGCCAGAAGUUCCCACAAAGAGAUAAAGGAAGUGAUGCAGUCUGCUGCAGAAGGAAAGGUUCAAACCAUUAAACAAGGAUACCUAUCCAAACGUUCCUCUAAUUUGAGGGGUGAUUGGAAGAGAAGAUUUUUUGUUCUUGAUAAUCGGGGGAUGCUGUAUUACUAUCGGAAACAAUGGACCAGGUCCUCUGGAGGUGGGACCCAACUUCCUGUACAGAAGAACAAUCCCACUGAACCUGGUUCUGGGCUUCUGAGUCGGUGGCUAUCUUCUCAUUACCAUGGUGGGGUUCACGAUGAAAAAUCUGUCGCGCGUCACACUGUGAACCUCCUGACAUCGACGAUUAAAGUUGAUGCUGAUCAGUCAGAUUUGAGGUUCUGCUUCCGGAUAAUUUCACCAACAAAGAACUAUACCUUGCAGGCAGAGAGUGCUCUGGACCAAAUGGACUGGAUCGAAAAAAUAACUGGAGUUAUUGCUUCGUUGUUGAGUUCCCAGACACCUGAGAGGCGUCUCUCUACUAGUCCAACAAUUACUGGUGGUUAUGGGCCUGGCUCUCAGAAUAGUUCCGUCGGAAGUUCUUGCGAUUUUGAUCAAAGAGAAAAUGGACAACAUGAUCUUCCUUCUAGGAAUUUGGUGCGUGCGUCAAAAAGUUUACAACAGCUACAGUCCAGUGUAAAACGUGAGAAGCCGGUUGAUACAUUGAAAAGAGUGCCUGGAAAUGACAAAUGUGCCGAUUGUGGUGCGCCUGAACCAGACUGGGCCUCUUUAAACCUUGGUGUGCUUAUCUGCAUUGAGUGUUCUGGUGUUCACCGCAAUCUCGGUGUGCACAUAUCUAAAGUAAGGUCAUUAGCUCUUGAUGUUAAAGUGUGGGAACCUUCUGUAAUCAGCUUGUUUCAGGCACUGGGUAAUGUGUUUGUGAACUCAAUAUGGGAGGGGCUUUUACAAGCACAAAGAACUUUUCAGGCUGAUGAAAUACCAAUCAAGUUUUUUGAAUCUGACAAGCACAAGCUAUUUUUUAGUAAGCCCAGCCGUGAUUCUCAUAUUUCAAAGAAGGAGAAGUUCAUUCACACGAAGUAUGCAGAAAAGCGAUUUGUUCACAAAGGGCAGGACAAUAACCACAUGCUUUCAGUGGCACAACAGUUGUGGGAAAGUGUCCGUGCUAAUGACAAGAAAGCUGCUUACCGCUUUAUCAUCACUUAUGAAGUUGAUGUUAAUGGUAUGCGCGGGCCAUCUUCGCAUCAUACUUCUAUAAAUUUGUCCAGAGCAAUGCAAUUUCAAGAGCAAGAACAAAGUUCUGAUCAAUUCUUUGACUGCUUAGCUGAUUAUUUGGAUGGCGCCUCUAGCUCUUUUAGUUCACCUGGAGAAGGCGAAGAUCAGUUCAUGGACGAAUUUCUUGACGGUUGUUCCCUGCUUCACCUCGCUUGCCAGACAGCCGAUAUUGGCAUGGUAGAGUUGCUCCUACAGCACGGCGCAAACAUGAAUGCUUCUGAUUCAAGAGGUCAGACACCACUACAUCAUUGCAUCGUCAGAGGAAGAAUUUCAACUGCAAAACUUCUUCUUACCAGGGGAGCUGAUCCACAAGUUCUUGAUAGAGAAGGUAAAACCCCUCUUCAGCUUGUCUCAGAAACCAGCGACGAUGUUGAGCUCCUCGCACUUUUAAAAAACCGGAACAGGUAGCAAUUUUGAAUGAGAUCACUAGGAAGGCAGACAUAACGACGUCUCAGACACGAAUGGAAGAUUGGGUAUCACACACAGAACACGCCAAUAGAAGGGCCAAUAUUAGUUUCAGAUUCAGAUGACUUUGGCGAGUUCGUUUGCGAGUUGGUACAUCUUCCAAUUCCAACUUCCCAAAUUUUCCUCUGAUGACUUUGGCGAGUUCGUUUGCGAGUUGGUACAUCUUCCAAUUCCAACUUCCACAUCUUCCAAUUCCAACUUCCCAAAUUUUCCUCCGCAUUUAUAGCUUCAGCUGGCCUUAUUGUGGUGUACUUUGUCUUCGAUUGUCCUGUAUUUCCGUUGUAAUUGUAUUGAUUUCUUUUUCCGGUGAGAGUUUUUGGAAGGUUUCAGAAUUAGGUUUUUUUCCGUGAUUGUACACAUUCCUCGGCUAUUUAAAUCUGAGGAUGGGGAGCUGCACAUGGAUUUUAAAUCCCACGAAAGUAGAAGCCAGAUUUCUUAAGUUUGAUUGUAAUUAGCUCAAAGGCGGUCUAUCAUUUGGUACUGAAGAUAUCACUGCACGGAUAGAUAUACCUCGAUUUGUUGGCUGUUAUAGUUACGAACAACUAUUAACUACUGGAAUUUAGGCUCGGAAUGAGCAGGAGAUAUAAUACUAACCAAUUGCAGUUACGAAUA
This is a messenger RNA of Rhododendron vialii, 3554 nucleotides long. Its product is annotated as ADP-ribosylation factor GTPase-activating protein AGD3-like. The record is from RefSeq and is a predicted model, not a curated record. Gene Ontology annotation, cellular component: cytoplasm. Bases 330 to 2885 code for a protein of 851 amino acids. Lineage: Eukaryota; Viridiplantae; Streptophyta; Magnoliopsida; Ericales; Ericaceae. The transcript is spliced from 19 exons. Gene Ontology annotation, molecular function: protein binding; GTPase activator activity.